Molecule: messenger RNA, 2524 nt
Organism: Sceloporus undulatus (fence lizard)
Lineage: Eukaryota; Metazoa; Chordata; Lepidosauria; Squamata; Phrynosomatidae
Gene: RRP7A
Product: ribosomal RNA processing 7 homolog A
Exons: 6
Coding region: 77-793 (238 amino acids)
Biological process (GO): rRNA processing; ribosomal small subunit assembly
Cellular component (GO): CURI complex; UTP-C complex
Molecular function (GO): RNA binding
Source: RefSeq, a predicted model, not a curated record
CUCCCAGAAGCCUUUGUGACAACCAAUAAGGGAAUGAUGGGCUAGAGGAGGAGCCGCUUCCUUUUCUGGAACUAAGAUGGCGGCGGCCAGGCAGGAGGGGAGAGGGAGAGUGGUGGCGGCGGCCUCCCCUGCAGGGUUCACGGCAAUACCAGUUAAGUUCUCUGAAAAGCACCAGUCACCUCACUAUCUCUAUGUGAAGGAGCACAAAGUCAGAGAGGACAAAGAUCGUAACAGGCCACAAAACCGCACCCUUUUUGUUCUGAAUGUCCCCCCAUAUUGUACAGAGGGCUUCCGAGUUGCUUAUGUGGUCUUUAAGAGUCCUGCUGGAGUGCAGGCUGCCAAGUCCUUAUCAACAGAAGAGCCCCUACUGCUAUCUUCUAACAGUCAUCCUGUGAAAACAGGCAUUCAGAAGUGGAUUGCCAAGUAUGCAGCUUCAAUUGUGAAUCCUACAGAGCUGAAAACAGAAGUGGAUGCUUUCAUGCAAACCUAUGAUCAAAAGAUUGCAAAGGAGGAAGCAAAAGCUGAGAAGGAAGAUGGUGUUCCAGAUGAGGAAGGGUGGGUGAAGGUGACGAGGAAAGGCCGUAGACCUGGGCUCCCACGGACAGAGGCAGCCAACCUGCGCGCACUGGAGAGGGAGAAACGCAAAAGAGCACGCAAGGAACUGCUCAACUUCUACGCUUGGCAGCAUCGUGAGACCAAACGGGAACAUAUAGCCCAGCUGAGGAAGAAAUUUGAAGAAGACAAGCAGAAAAUUGCACUAAUGCGGGCUCAGCGGAAGUUUCGGCCAUAUUGAGUUUCAGAGUCUGUGGCUGUUGCUAAAAGAAUAGCAGUAACAGUAAAGACUGCACAGAAGGGGUUUGGGAGGUCAAAUCUGAUAAGCUCUUUCCCCCUCUUUUAAUAUUUCUUGGACUGUCACAGAGGAAACAGAUAAAUAUAUAUGGCUUUAAGAAAUGCAGCCAUUUUGUUUGAUAAGGGCAUGUAAUGCUGGUAGUUCUGAAAUGGAUAUUCUAGUGAACCAGGUCCAGAACAGUUUUAUUCAACCAGUUUCUCUCUGCCCAUAGAGCAUGAGAACUUCUAAGGCAAUUUUUCAGCUGGUGUAGACAGACACCUUCUGUUGUAAAUAAAUUUUUAAUGUUAUGGAGAAACUAAGAUUAUGCUGUAUGUUCACUAUUUUUCUGUUUGGUUUGCUGGAAAUUGCAAAACAAACUUUCACAUAAAUAGUCCUAAGGGGCAGCUGCUUCUCAAGUUUAUCUACUCCCUCAAACUAUAUUACAUUAUAACCAGUGCUUGAUUGUACUCGGCGUAGAUUACUGGUAUAUUCAGGAGCAAUUAUUCUGCUAUUACUGUACACAUGCCUUCAUAGUAAUACUGCUUCCUACACCAUCGGGGGAAUGUGGCCCCUGUACUUUGGUAGUUGUUCACUCUUGCUUUAUAUUGACUCUCAAGCAUUUUAUUAUAAUUUCAGGAACAGACUUCCCACUGCAAAGACGCUGAAGAGUUGCAGGCUAUGACAACACCUGCUUUUAUUUGCUACAUUAGCUCAAGGGCCAUCAACUUUAUUACACUUGUAAGCACAUUUGGAAAUCGGAGAUCCUGAUAGACCAUCAUCACAAAAUAUCUGGCAUCAAAAUGUCUUUUGGCAUAAAGAUCAAGAAAUACGCAUAAGAAAUUGAAUCUGAAUCCCACAUACCAAACCACUUAUUUAAUCCUAAAUAGCACAGAAUGAAAUAUAUACAGACAGCCUCUAUCAGCCAGUAUCAACUCCUUCCAGUAACCUUGUUUUUCCCCGCCAUCACACUGGGUUUAGCAUGGCCCAUCUUUCCUCUUCACCCAUCUCAUUGCUAAGUGGGAUUUAACUUAAACCAGCAUGAAUAACUAAAAAAAAUUAUUUGGUUAAUAACUGUAGUCUGUGUAGACCCAAUUUGCUUGUUUGUAGGAACUAUACUAGAAGUUUAUAUAUAUGAAUCAUUUAGUACCCAGCUCACCAUAAUCCUUCUUAAAUCAAAUAUAGGCACCAAGAAAGAACUGCAUCUCACUUAACCAUUUAGUAAGGAUUUUUUAAAAAGCUGUUUGCAUGGGCAUAUUGUUGUUGGAUAAAAACACCAGUAGAGCUGCUUCUACCAGAAGGCACAUUCUUGGCAAUAGUAACUACAACACCAUUAUUUCUUUUAUCUCACAAGACUCUUGCCUACCUAUAAGUUAUUCUGUGCAAACUAGGACAGUUUUUAUUCCUGCAGACAAAUGAGCAGCAAUAGCCUCUCUCAGUCAGGUCUGGUUCUUCACAUGACUUCUCACUGCUCUUAAGAUGAUGUUUGUUACAGCUUUGCUUUGAGGUUUUGAUUGUUAUUUAAAAAGGUGCUGACUAUCCCAGCCACAACUUCCGGCUCAUUGAGGUGGACAAAGUGAUUACCAGAAACUUCAGCAUACUGAAAAUGCUAAAGACAAAAAAGAACACAGUAAGAAACAUACUACAGAAGAGAAAAAGAAGAACUAUCAGAUAAUAAAAAACAAUACUGCUAAUAAA